UUUUUUCUUUUCAAAUAAUUCUGUGUAUAUAUUACCCAACUGACUCAAAUCAGAACGGGUGAAAACAAGUCAGAUUCCCAACUAAACAUGACCAAUUCUCCAGGGUAAAGACUUGCAGCUUCAUCUGGUAAGACUGAAGGGUGACCACGACUCAGCAUACCCAGUCAGUUGUGCCGUUGUGCCAUUGAUGUGUGACACUCUUCAGACCGAGCAGGAUUCUCCUUCAGUGCCUUGGAGUUGUAUCUGCUUUGGUUAAGAUGUCAGUCUGUCGGGGGAAAUGGGUUGAUUUCGAUUUUAUUUCUUGACUGGGAAUCAUUUGAUUUUGAAAGUCUUUUGUGAGAUGACAUGGUGAAAGACUGAGUCAGGAGUAAGAGGCACAGUGGCGGAGGAAAGGAGAGGAAGCCUCUUUGGUGUAGCUUUAAAACUAUUAUUUGUGUGUGUGUGUGUGUGUGUGUAGGAGCACACACUACCACAUGGAUGGUGUUAUAACAUGGAUGCAGAGGUCAGAGGACAGCUUUGUGGGAGUUGAUUCUCUCUUUCCAUCAUGUGGGUUCUGGGGAUCAAACUUAAGUUGUCAGUUUUGGUGGCAAAUGCUUUUUCUGAAUAAGUCCUCUCACUCCUCAACAGCCCAGUGAAGAGUCUUUUUAAAUCAAGAAACAAAAACAAAACAACAGCAUCUGUAUUUAUCCUGGAAGGCAAACCUGAAGGCUGUGUAGAGAACUGGUGCCAUUUUGGCCUCUCCAGGAAACAGGACACCGGAGCCUUGGGUCGGCAAACAAUGCGGUCCUUAGGAUGCUCUAUAGCUCUAGGCUAUGACCUGCUUUCUGGUGUCUUGUCUUUGCUAGGCUGUGACUGGUGUCAGGCCUUGAGAUAAUGGUGAUGAUGCUGACUAGAAAGUCCUUAGUGACAGGCAGUAGGACCGUGAAUGGGUAGAACGCCGGAAGGGUUAGCAGGUUAGCGCCACCAGCUCAGCUCUGUUGUUGCCAGACCAGAAGGGCCUGCCCCUUCUCAUCUCCAUCUGGGUUAAUUGCAUCUCAAUUUUACCUGUCUCCCAACUUAGAAAUCUUAGUGUUUUUCUCACCUCCUUUCUCUCACCCCCCCCCACAUACAGUCAGCUGCCAAAUCUUGCUGCUUCUAAUUUUAAAAUGUCACUUGAUUCUGUCUCUCUCUCUCUCUCAAAUCCUAUGCUAUUUCCUUAAAAUAGGCCUCAUCAGAUCUUCUUUGGACUGGUACUGUACCAGCCCUAUCAUCUGUUCCUCUGAUAACAGAUUCUGCGAUCCAGAUUCUCCACAUCGUUCUCUGCUUCACUGAGAACAAAGCCUUUGAAGUCAUUUUUCCCGGUAAAAGAGCCUGUUGUCUCUCGUGCCCCUUGCAUUCAAACCCUAUAGCUAGUCUCCCUCCCGAUGUUGAAAUUAUUGAUCCCCAGUUAGUGACACUGUUUGUGUAAAUUUAGGAGCUGUGGCCUUGCUCAAGGAAGUAUGCCCCUUGGGCUAGGUUUUGAUUUUGAAAAGCAUCUAUAAGUUCUCAGCAUGCUCUUCUGCUUCCCCGUUGUUGUCCUAAGAAGUGAGUCUUUAGCUUCUUUUCAACAUGCCAUGCCUGCUGCUUGCUGCCACAACUGACUCCUAUCCCUCUGGAAUCUUAAGCCCAAGAGAGUUAGGUAGCAUGUAACACAGAGUAUCUUGCUUAUUGCCAGUUUUAGCAUCUUUCCUACCACAGGCCAAGGCUAUGUUUAUUCUGUUUACAUAAUCCCCAUAUAGUAUUGCUAAUAUUAGUCCACAGCGAGCCAAAUCAUUCCAACUAUUUCACUGAGUUCAAACCCAAUGACCCUGAUGGGCAGUAAUCAGAAUUUCUUCUCUUUCACGUGUCUCUUCUUGCACUGAAGAAUGUUGUUCACAUUGUGCUGUGUAGGAAGAGCCCCUGAAGUAAACUGCCUUAGUCUUCAGGAAUUCUGCUUGGCCUGCUUGCAAAAGAUCAUCACAGCUGGGCCUGUUGAUUCUUGAUCAUUGUAGGAGGGUCGGACAGGGAGGCGCUAUGGGACCCUUACAGGAAUAUCCAAUUACCCCUCAAUCAUUUGUACGUGAUUCUGCUCUGCUUGAAGCUGGUCUGGUGGAGGGGCUAGAGGAAGUAUGUGGGGGGAAAUCAAGGAGGGAGUUCCAUCCUAGGCAGCCGUGGAGAAUCCAUCGUCUCUGCAGGAUGAACUUCCGGUGUGGCUACUUUAAGGCCACUUGUGUUCCUGCUCAUACCUUUUACCCAUUUCUCUGUUUCAGCCUAACAAGCUCAUUGAAUUCCCUGGGUGAGUUUUGGUGGAAUUGUACCGAAGUUUGUCUUUGGGGCCUUAAGGGGAAGAAAUAGACUUUACUGAAAUUUCUCCCAGGGAAGAAACCCUAGCAGCGCAUGGUUUCUUGCUGAAGUGACGCCCCUUUAAACAUUUCGCUCCUUGAUCGCUUUUCUUCUUCCUGGGUGGGACUGACUGCCUGGUUUAACUCUUCAACUUGUAGCAUGGCCAAGUGACUAGACUUUUGGUCUCAUUUAUUUGUAUAUGAAGCUAUCAAUACCACUGAACGUGUUCGGGUUAAAUGAGCGAACAGCUAAUGCCAGAGUAACCACCCAACCCCCAACGCAUGUCACUACGAGAUUACCACCUUUCCCUAAAAUGUAAGACAUUUUAAGUCCCAUUUCAUUCCAUGCGUAUCUCUAGAUUCUAGAAUAUUGCUUCCAAAUUGCCGAUGCCCAACCAUGGGGUCCAUCUAUGCAUAUACUCGAUAUUACUAUAAUUUGAGCAUUUCCCGUGUUGUGUACGCAAAAGCAAUGGCCGGGGAACAACUGAAAGUCGCCUCCUGGCAAAAACGCUUCCAUUUCCAGGUCCCCAGAGACCUCAAGCGACAAUCACGCCUCCAAGAGUGGGAAACUCGCCCUGGAAUCACCUUGGGACACUCCCGGCGAACGGGCAGCUCGGCGCACGCGCAGCGUCCACCGCUCCGCCCUCCCGGAAGUCGCAGCUCUUUCCGCCCCGCCCCUUGCCGGCUGGGGCGGAGCGUGCGGCGGACCGGGCGAGGAGGCGGGACACGUCGGCGCUGCCUCGGCCGCUGCCGCCCCUCCUCAGGUUCCAGUCGCUGCCGCCGCCGCCGCCGCUUCCUGGGCCGAGUCCGCCCGCGGCCCCAGCGGCGCCAGGUGCCCUCGCUUGCCCGGCUCCGCCAGCGCCGUCCGCCCGCCUGCCCGCCCGCCCGCGUCCCGGCCCCCCGCCCCGCCGCCGACAUGGCGACACGCUCCUGUCGGGAGAAGGCUCAGAAGCUGAACGAGCAGCACCAGCUCAUCCUCUCCAAACUGCUGAGGGAGGAGGACAACAAGUACUGCGCCGACUGCGAGGCCAAAGGUCCCCGAUGGGCUUCCUGGAAUAUUGGUGUGUUUAUUUGCAUCAGAUGUGCUGGAAUUCAUAGAAAUCUUGGGGUUCAUAUAUCCAGGGUCAAGUCAGUCAAUUUAGACCAAUGGACGCCAGAACAGAUACAGUGCAUGCAAGAUAUGGGAAAUACUAAAGCAAGACUACUUUAUGAAGCCAAUCUUCCAGAGAAUUUUCGAAGACCACAGACAGAUCAAGCAGUAGAAUUUUUCAUCAGAGAUAAAUAUGAAAAGAAGAAAUACUAUGAUAAAAAUGCUAUAGCUAUUACAAAUAUUUCCUCCUCUGAUGCCCCUCUUCAGCCUUUGGUAUCCUCUCCUUCUCUGCAAGCUGCUGUUGAUAAAAACAAACUAGAGAAAGAAAAGGAAAAAAAAAAGGAAGAGAAAAAGAGAGAAAAGGAGCCAGAAAAGCCUGCCAAACCACUAACAAAUGAAAAGGUACAGAAGAAAGAAGAUCAACAACUUGAGCCUAAGAAAAGCACCAGCCCAAAAAAUGCUGCAGAGCCCACUGUUGAUCUUCUAGGACUUGAUGGUCCUGCUGAUGCACCAGUGACCAAUGGGAACACAACCACAGUGCCACCCCUGAAUGAUGAUCUGGACAUUUUUGGACCAAUGAUCUCUAAUCCUUUACCUGCCACUGUCAUGCCCCCAGCUCAGGGGACAGCCUCUGUACCAGCAGCUGCUACCCUGUCUACUGUAACAUCUGGGGAUCUGGAUCUGUUCACUGAGCAGACUACAAAGUCAGAAGAAGUAGCAAAGAAACAACUCUCCAAAGACUCCAUCUUAUCUCUCUAUGGAACAGGAACACAGCAAAGCACUCCUGGUGUGUUUAUGGGACCCACAAAUAUGCCAUUUACCUCACAAGCAGCAACUGCAUUUCAAGGUUUUCCUUCCAUGGGCGUGCCAGUGCCUGCAGCUCCCGGUCUUAUAGGAAAUAUGAUGGGACAGAAUACAAGCAUGAUGGUGGGCAUGCCCAUGCCCAAUGGGUUUAUGGGAAACACACAGACUGGAGUGAUGCCACUUCCUCAGAAUGUUGUUGGCCCUCAAGGAGGAAUGGUGGGACAGAUGGGUGCACCACAGAGUAAGUUUGGCCUGCCACAAGCUCAGCAGCCUCAGUGGAACCUUUCACAGAUGAAUCAGCAAAUGGCUGGCAUGAGUCUCAGUAGCGCAAACCCUACCGCAGGUUUUGGCCAGCCCCCCAGCACCACAGCAGGGUGGUCGGGCAGCUCAUCGGGGCAGACUCUGAGCACACAACUGUGGAAGUGAAAAGCUGCAACAGAGUUUCAUCCAAAUCCAACACCCGACAUUCCUCGCUACAAAGGCAUCUAGUUCCCGUUUAUUCAUGUACAUAUGUAUUUUCCUUUCCCCCAUUUGUUCACAUUAAGAAUUACCUGAUUGACCGUGUUGGUCUGUGCUGAUUAAAUCUGAUGUGAAAGCAGGUUGAGAAACCAUCUUCUGUGGAGGGCAGCUUUGCUCAUAUUUCCCAUGAUGUCAUAGCCACAUUGAGAAGCUGCUCAGUUAACUUGCAUAAUCGGUUUUAUUCUCAAAAUUAUAGCUCUAAUGUUUGCAUAUAAGGGAAGUAGUUAUCAUGUUAGUAAACAGUAUAAACCCCACCCCCAAAUUAGCCAGUAAUCCUGUAGGAAGGUACUGUAUGAUCAAAUGUUUAAUCAUAUAAAUAGAAUGUAAAUGUAUCACUGAGCACUGUUUUCUAGUGUAUCAAAUUCUUUUACUCAUCACUCACUUCACUGUGCUGUUGUUUAGAUGUGCUUAACAGGGAACGUGAUUAGUGAAAGGAAGAUAAACCUGGAUGUUACUGUAAAACUUAGUGUUUCAACAAUUCAAAUUUUCGCUGCCUCUUGUAAUUUGGACCUCUUCUCAUGUACAUAGUGCUAAUAAGAAGACCCUUUUUCUGCACUAUAUGCACACAGGGUAACUAAAACAAAGCCACUUUUAAUCCUUAAAGGUAUAUCCAGGUUUAUGACAGUAAUUGUGUUUACAUUUUAUGGUGCCUAGUAUUGACAAAAUGUUAUUUCCCUAUAUUAAACAGAUGAAUCCACA
Molecule: messenger RNA, 5451 nt
Organism: Alexandromys fortis (reed vole)
Lineage: Eukaryota; Metazoa; Chordata; Mammalia; Rodentia; Cricetidae
Gene: Smap1
Product: small ArfGAP 1
Exons: 11
Coding region: 2737-4659 (640 amino acids)
Biological process (GO): regulation of clathrin-dependent endocytosis
Cellular component (GO): cytoplasm
Molecular function (GO): metal ion binding; GTPase activator activity
Source: RefSeq, a predicted model, not a curated record